CUCUCUCUCUCUCUCUCUCUCUCUCUCUCCGUCAUAUCGAUCUUCAGCCUGGACUUUUCUGUCCACUUUAGUCAGGGUAACCACAUCACAAAGGCCUCAUUUCAAACCUCUCUCUCUCUCUCUCCGCCAUGGGAAGUGACCAGAAGAUGAAGAUUCAUGUGAAGGACUCCACCAUGGUCCGCCCUGCAGAACCCACCCCAGCCGAGAGGCUCUGGAACUCGAACCUAGACUUACUGGUGGCGAGAAUUCACCUCCUCACCGUCUACUUCUACAGACCAAAUGGGUCUGUCAACUUCUUUGAUUCUCGUGUUCUGAAGAACGCUCUGAGCAACGUUCUUGUCUCCUUUUACCCCAUGGCCGGAAGGUUAGGAAGAGACGAAGGGGGUCGGAUUGAGAUCAACUGUAAUGGAGAGGGUGUGUUGUUUGUUGAAGCCGAAACUGAUUCCGCCAUUGAUGACCUUGGUGAUGGCGACUUCACUCCAAGCUUGGAGCUCCGGCGGCUCAUUCCAGCUGUUGACUACUCCGGCGACAUCUCUUCCUAUCCACUGAUUGUUUUACAGGUAACCUAUUUCAAGUGUGGGGGUGUCUCUCUCGGAGCAGGGGUACACCACACUUUAUCAGAUGGUGUUUCCUCACUUCAUUUCAUCAACACGUGGUCGGACAUGGCACGCGGACUCUCCAUCGCCAUCCCACCAUUCAUUGACCGGACCCUCCUCCGUGCCCGGAACCCUCCUAGCCCGGCUUUCGACCAUGUAGAAUACCACCUGCCUCCUUCCCUAAACACCCACCUCGGAACCCCAGAACCCGAAUCAAGUCCUAAGGUUGUUUCUACAACCGUACACAAAAUCACACUUGAUCAACUCAACAAACUAAAAGCCAAAUCCAGAAACGAUGGCAACACAAAGGAGUUCAGCAGCUAUGCCAUACUAGCAGCACAUAUAUGGCGUUGUGCAGGCAAAGCACGGGGCCUCGAUCAAGAGCAAUUGACAAAGCUAUACACUGCCACAGAUGGCCGGUCCAGGUUGUGCCCUCCUCUCCCACCUGGCUACCUAGGCAAUGUUGUUUUCACCGCCACGCCCAUUGCUGUCUCCGGUGAUCUUGAAUCUGAGACAUUGUCAAACUCUGCAAAGAGAAUUCAUGACGCCUUAACAAGAAUGGACAAUGAGUAUUUGAGAUCAGCUCUGGAUUACCUGGAGGUGCAGCCUGAUAUAUCAGCUCUCGUUCGAGGGCCAAAGCAUUUCGUUAGCCCCAACCUGAACAUCAAUAGCUGGACUAGGCUGCCUGUGUAUGAUGCAGAUUUCGGGUGGGGGCGACCGAUCUUCAUGGGACCUGCAAGCAUACUAUACGAGGGUACAGUGUACAUAAUGCCAAGCCCAACCAAAGACAGGAGCUUGUCAUUGGCUGUGUGCUUGGAUGCCGACCACAUGCCACUCUUCCAGAAAUUCUUAUAUGACAUCUAGAAAGGAAUGGCCAUUCGGAGUUCACCCUGUGUCGGGCUUCUCACCGUUACUUCAGAUAGAGCAGCUUCAAUAUGUCGACCCAGUAAACAAGAAAUACAGUUGUUUCACCCACCGUGAGUUUCCCGAGUUUGAAGCACUCCUACCCCUGAAAGGCUCAACUUCGCCCCUCCAACCACCACCAGAACAAGUGUUUUACCAAAUCAUUGUGAUUUUUGAGUUUUAUUUUGUCUCUCUGCCAUGGUGUCUAAUUUAUUUUUUUCCCUAAUCUACUUGUAUGCAUUAAAGUGUGGUUUGAUCCGGCGUUAAACGAAAAUAAAACCUUGAAAACGUGUCUUUCAAACACGUUUUUAUUUAAACAUUGAUGAGAAAUUGAGAAAU
Ilex paraguariensis (yerba mate) is the source of this 1838-nucleotide messenger RNA. The record is from the annotation of a GenBank genome assembly. Lineage: Eukaryota; Viridiplantae; Streptophyta; Magnoliopsida; Aquifoliales; Aquifoliaceae.